AUGCUACGCAUUCUAUCACGUCUGCAGCCAUCCUCGCGAUCCAAGCGCAUCGUCAAUGGGGAUCGCUGCGACAUCGCCACAGCAGCACCUGGGCCGCACCCCAACUCUGGCAACUUUGCUAAUCAACCACGAGAAGUGCUUUCGGAGAUAGGCCAUCGGGGCGGAAAACAGGGCGGAAAAGCAAGAGGAGUGGGUGGUUUUCAUAACAUGGACCCGGAGAAAAAGCGCUCCAUUGCAUCCAAAGGUGGUCGCGCCGGUAGGAAAGCCGCCUUGCAGCUUGAAGAGGCCGUGGAAGAAUCCAAACGACGCAGUCGAGCGGCGGUAAUUCCACCGACCUUUGAAGAGUGGCAAACAUAA
Molecule: messenger RNA, 357 nt
Organism: Penicillium argentinense
Lineage: Eukaryota; Fungi; Ascomycota; Eurotiomycetes; Eurotiales; Aspergillaceae
Product: KGG domain-containing protein
Exons: 2
Coding region: 1-357 (118 amino acids)
Source: RefSeq, a predicted model, not a curated record